This is a messenger RNA of Drosophila biarmipes, 2928 nucleotides long. RefSeq names its product zinc finger protein 91. Gene Ontology annotation, biological process: regulation of transcription by RNA polymerase II. Bases 67 to 2655 code for a protein of 862 amino acids. The record is from RefSeq and is a predicted model, not a curated record. Gene Ontology annotation, molecular function: RNA polymerase II transcription regulatory region sequence-specific DNA binding; DNA-binding transcription factor activity, RNA polymerase II-specific; zinc ion binding. The transcript is spliced from 3 exons. Gene Ontology annotation, cellular component: nucleus. Lineage: Eukaryota; Metazoa; Arthropoda; Insecta; Diptera; Drosophilidae.
GCGUAAAGUUUUUCUCGGUUUUUAAUCCGUGAUUUCGGCCAAUAGAUUCCCUCUGGAGCAGGCAACAUGGAGGAGAAGGCCGCCCAGUACCCGGUGCACGCGGUGUGCCGCAUCUGCCUGAAUCGCCUGCCGGAGGAUGGCGGCGGAGCGGGAUCCUUCGACCUGUUCCUGAUCCCCGGACUGGCCAAGAAGCUAUGUUUCUGCACUUCGUUGGCGGUGGAGCAGUCGGAUGGCUUUCCCAAGAGCUUGUGCACGCAGUGCUACACGCGGCUAGACGACCUGCAUGAGUUCCAGAAGCUGUGUGUCGACUCGGUGCAGAAGUUUCAGGACAUGGUGGCCAGAAACGUCUUUUGCCCGCCCGCCAGUUCGCAGAUCAAAACCUUCGAUGUCAUGAACGUGGCUGGGAACGAGCCCGAGUUGGUGGGCCAGGAGGAGGAGGACCGGAUCAACUUUGAUCCCCUGCUGGAUCACAAGAUGGAGCUCAUCGAGAACGAGGAGGAUGUGUUCAAGAUGCUGGAGCACGUGGACAAAGAGGCCGAGCAGGUGGAGAAGGAGGUGAAGCAGGACGAGAUGGAUGCAGCCGAUCUGAUGACGAUUUUCGCGUCGGAUUCCUCGGAGGAAGGCGGAGAAGACUUCGACCAAGACGUGGACUUUGAGCCCAACAGCAGCGAUGGCGACGACGAUGUUCCCUUGGCCCAGCGCCUGAGGGAGAAUUCCCGGCCAAAACCAAAGGCGAAGAGAGCCCAAGUCAAGGAAGAGGACGGGGAGUACCUAACGGGCUCCGAGGAGGAAGAGGGCGAGGAGGGGGAGAAGUCGAAGGGCAGGCGCCGGAGGAUUCCGCCCGGCGAACGCCAUCUGCACCGCAUCAUCGACUGCCACAUCUGCCAUCAGAAGUUCAAGAAGGCCAUCCGCUACGAGGAGCACAUGAAGCACCACAACGAUCUCCUGCCCUUCCAGUGCAAGGUGGAGACCUGCAGGAAAGGUUUCACCACCGCUGGCGGAUUGAGGCUGCACAUCGAUCACGCCCACACGGAGCUAUCCGAGGUGCACUCCUGCAGUGUCGAUGGCUGCGGCAAGACCUUCCCGCGCAUCCGCCUGCUCACCUUCCACAUGAAAAAGAUGCACGGCAUCACAAAGGCGGCGGCGCCGCCAAGGGAUUACCCCUGCUCCGAGUGCGAGAAGGUAUUCCGCUGCCCCAUGGCACUCAAGAAGCACAUGUACAAGCACGACGGCAAGGAGCUGCCGUUCCCCUGCAACAUCUGCGGCAAGCGGUUCGUGAUCAACAGUGCUUUAAAGGAUCACCUUAUGCGGCACGCGGGCAUCAAGAACUACGUGUGUCCCUACUGCGGGGUGGGGAAGACCACCAGGCAGGAGUGGAACACGCACAUUCUGACGCACACCCAGGAAAAGAAGUUCAAGUGCCACAUUUGCGAGCACGCCUCGCACAACAAGCAGAGUCUGGCGAACCACAUUAAGAUCGUGCACGAGAAGAUCAAGAACUAUGCCUGCCAGUACUGCGGGAAGACCUUUGGCAAGUCACAUGCCUGCAAGAUUCACGAGAUGACGCACACCGGGGAGAAGCGUUGCGAGUGCAAGGUCUGUGGCAAAAAGUUCCUCUAUCCCAAGAGCUUGACCAAACACUUGAAAACGCACGAGAAGAGAGUGCUCCGUGCCAUAGAGACCUAUCGCCAGCGCCAAGUGGAGAUGGGCGAAACGACUGGCGAUCAGUUGGACAAUCCCCCAGCUCCACCAGUUGAGGGCGUGACCAUUGAGCCCGUCAUGUCACAAAACGCCGCCGACGAAUUGCUCAAGGUGUGCGCCGAGUCCGUGGCCACCAUACCCAAAGAUCCACGCCGAGUCCAACGGGUGGACCUGGCCCAGUUGGCUGGCACCUCGGUGAAUCCCAUACCCUCGGUUUCAGUGCCCUCUUGGUCACCGCAGGUGAACUUCACCAAGAAGGAGGGCAAGCACAUCUGCCCCGGAUGUGGUCAGGGAUUCAACAACAUCGGAAACAUGAAGCGGCACUACAAGAUCAUCCACGAGAAGGUCAAGGACUUCGCCUGCCGUUUCUGCCCGAAGAGAUUCGCGAAGGCUCAGACGCUGAGGCAUCACGAGUGGAUUCAUACGGGCGAGAAGCCAUUCGAGUGCAAGACCUGCGGCACCCAUUUCCGCCAAGAAACGGCACUGAAGCGGCACCAGCGAACCCACGAAAACCGUCCGCCCGUGAUUUCGCCCAAGUUCUACGCCGCUCGCGAGGAACUGGAGGAGCAGGAGCGCAGCAAACGGGAGGCCAAGCGCCAAGCGGAUGCCAAGCGACGCGAGAUUGCCGAGGCGGCCAAGGAGCAGCUAUCCUCGCUGCACAAGCUCGAGAGCAGCGAUCGCAACCUUCACUCCUACGACGAGUACCAGGAGGCGGCGGCGGAGCGAGCAGCUGCAUCCGCGGAACUCCAGGCGCAGCAAUUUGAGGAGAACGAGGUGAAGCGACAGGCGGAUGAGGAGCGCAGGAAGAUCCAGGAGGCUGCCUACGUGCAGCUGCAGCGGCUGCAGCAUCAGCAGGAGAUUGACAAGGCGCAGAGCUCCUACGAUGGCUACUACGCACAGAAGGCGCAUGCCGACGGCACCAGCUUGGACGCCUUAAAAAUCGACCAUGUCUAAGAUUUUUGACCAGCGUUUAACGCCGUCAGAAGUGGAAAAGCAAUACCUUCAAAUCUUUGUGAGAAGCAGUGUUUAUAAGAUGGGUAUAACUUAGGCUUAAGCAUAAAGUACGUUUACAUCAAAUUCGAUCUAAAGUCCUUAAUCUUAGUACAAAUAAUACUGUACAUUAAUCAGGAGAACACAAAAUACAUAUGGGGAGCAGAUUUAAGUUAAAUUAAUAAGGACUAUAUUGAGAGGUUGCCAGGUCUUAUGAAAUUAUAACUUCGAAAGCAA